Messenger RNA from Chelmon rostratus (copperband butterflyfish), 1660 nucleotides. RefSeq lists its product as uncharacterized. The transcript has 3 exons. Bases 60 to 1010 code for a protein of 316 amino acids. NCBI's taxonomy places the organism in Eukaryota, Metazoa, Chordata, Actinopteri, Chaetodontiformes, Chaetodontidae. The record is from RefSeq and is a predicted model, not a curated record.
GGAUGACCUGACGGCUCAUUGUAAAUAAAGCGGCUUCGCGCAGCCGUAAUUGCGCAAGGAUGGCAGACUCGGCCUCCCUGCAGGACACGCUGCCCGAGGAGGAGAGGGAAUUUCAGAAGGCUAUAGCUCUGAUCGGAGGUAAAGAGAGGAUUUAUUUGGUGAGUGAUCCAUGUAAAAGUAAAGAGGUGGGCGGGGAUGACGUUGGAAUAUUGCGAGAGUUCAUCCGUGAAAUGUUUCCCGGCAGCCCGGCGAACAUCUACGAAACUACAAGUCCAAACGACGUUUGCGUCAAGGCAGAGACAGUGAAAAGCAGUGACAUACCUCUGACAGCAAGGCCCACGGGUUUGGAUUUGAGAGCGUGUCCGGAGGGAGAGAACGGGGAGGAGGAGAAGCGGCCAGCGCGCAAUGGCAGCGGUCAGCGAACAGCCACGAGGAGGGCGAACAUUCACAGCCUCAAGCGAACCAUAGACUCUCCCGUCAUCAUAUUCAUCUUCAGGCAGACAUUUCUCAGCGAAAAUUCCAACCAGCUGUGCUUAAAAGAGAUCUUGAAGGACGUAAAGGCACGCACGAGACACGCCAGAAUCGAGCGACCAGCGUUGAUCGGAUUAAUACGCACCGGACAGGAGAGCGCCGAGACGCAUCAGUGUGCGCAACUCCUGGAGCGUCUGAUUCGCUCAGUGUUCCACAAGCAUUCACCUGGGACCAUGUGGGUCGGCACCUUCAUCCCGAAGACAGAAGCAAAGAUGCUCAGCAUCAAGAGAAACGCCUGCAAAGCGAUUCACUCAUCGCAAACAGCAGAUAAUACCAGGGAUAGACGGAACCCGCUUUUCUGGCCAUUUCAAUGUUUGUUCUGGCCUCAGAGAAGAGGAGGCAGAGGCCAUGCCAACAGUGCUUCAAGCAGCAGGAAAAGAGGUGACAGUGGAAGUAUAGAAGAAAGCAUCCCUCUGAAAACCAACUCCUUGUCUGCUGGGCCUCCUGCGGAAGGAGGAUCAUCUGGAAGAGACAGCUAAUGGCACAUGACCUGUGGCUGGAGGCAUAUCCGUGACAAUCCUGUUUUUACUUUCAAGUUGGCCUCAUGGUGCAACAGAGCCUUAUUACAUGUUAGUGUUUCUUCAUGCUGCGCUAUAUUCCCACUGCUGAGCCGCCACGAUUCUUCUCCUGAAGAAAUAAGUUGCUAAAUUGUCAAAUCUGUUGCCGUCUACCUUAUUUACACAUUGUCUGUAAUGUACAAUGGUUGGUCACAAAGGGAGUUACUGUGUUUGUUAUGUGGUGAUGGCACAUCAUUUAACACCAGUCUUUUGUUUUCUGUUCUUUUUCUUUUUUGACACAGGUUUAGGUAGAGAUUUUUUCAGUUAUUUUAAUACAUAUUAAAACUGUAGUAUGGCUUGGCUAGAAAGCUUACAGCAAAAGUACUUCCUUAAUGAUGAUGCAUAGUCAAAUAUAGUGCCGGAUUACCAACUGGCCCCAGUACUCCAGUGGCCAUUAAAACCUGCAUCACAACAGGGGCCUUGCAGCUAUUUCUUUCCCCCCUGAGGCCCUCCCGCAGGUUCAUCUUGCCGUAGUCUAUCAAUGUCUUUUUUUCAUUUUCAUUUAUUAGUGGAGUUGUGUGCCUUAGAUGAUUGCUAUUGAUAGUAGCAUUAUCUUUAACAGAAACUGAUGA